CGCCGACUUGGAGUAGACACGUUGAAGAAUAAGAGGGUGCUAUUGGUAAUAGUGUCAGGCACAAAUGUUUCUGAAGCUGGAUUUCUCUCCCGUCAGUUGUCCAAAUUACAAACUAACAAUGUUUGGACCAUUUGGAUUCCAAUAAUAGAUGAUCUUGAAUUUUGGAUAACUCAAAAAAUGCAAUCCCAUCUCAGAGAAAUAUUAGAGUUUGGAUUAAUGGUGCGGGAUCCACAUGAAAGGAUUACACCACAAUUCAUUAGAUUUGUUAAGGAGAAAUCCUUUCCAGCUUUUCUGAGUGGUGGGAACCCUAUUGUUAUUUCACUCGACAAUUGUGGAAAAUUAGUUCAUACUAAUGCACUACACAUGAUCUUGACAUGGAGAGAUGAUCUUGCAUUCAGUAGGGUGUUUGUUCGUAGGGGAUAUAAUAUCAUCCCUUUAUUAGAAAAGGGGCUGACGGAAAUAACUUUGGGGGUUGAUACUGCGAUUGUUGAUAUUAAGGAGAGGAUAAGCAAUUUGGUUGAAGACAUUAACCAAAAAAUUCAUGAUUGGAGAAAUAACAUUAACGAGAGGAUAGAAGAUUCGGAUUCUUCAUAUAAUUACACGAAUAAAAAAGAAAAAGAGUUUUGGGAUGAGGAAACUUAUUGGAAUCUGGAAGUAUUGGUACGCAAGACGAGACAAUGGAGUGAAUUUGACAUAGAUAACAAGAUAACAUAUUGGAUUAAAAAGAGAAAUGACAUUUUCUUAUGUGGAGGGAAUGACAGCAAAUGUGCUCAAGAAUUUGCAACUAAAGUAAAGGAAGUUAAUUUCAAAACUCAAUUGGAUAUCAAAUUCACAUACAUUGGGAAAAACAUGAAAGUAAUGUCACUUAUAGGAAGUAUAAGUGAUUAUGUCUUUAGUUCUAAUGAAGAAUAUUUUUGGUUUUGGACACGACUUCAGAGUGCAUUUGUGUCGAGGAUGAAUUAUUAUUUAAAUAAGACUGGUCGUGAUGAUGGUGAUGACAAAAUUGUUCGAGGACUCCAAAAGUUACUAGCUUAUGAAGCUAAUGGCACAUCAGUUGGAGGAUGGGUUUUGUUAAGCAAAGGGGAAGAAGUGGUUUUGUGUGAUUUUGGAGACAAAAUGUUGAAAGUGAUUAGUGGGAUUCAAGAAUGGAAGAGCAAUGUGUACAAUGAUGGUUUCAGCCAAGCAUUCAAAGAUUAUUAUGAGAACCAUGCUUCUUCCUCUCAAGGUUACCAUGCUUAUUGCGCCCUUGAAUAUCCAUAUACUUUGGAUAAAAUUCCAGAAGAUGUGAAUUGUCCUCAAUGUUCUUACAAUAUGCAUAAAUAUGUGACUUUCACAUGUUGUCAUGACCAUGACAUAUGGAAUUGAAUUCCACGACCUCUGAAUUAUAUAUUACAAUAUAAU
Molecule: messenger RNA, 1401 nt
Organism: Ipomoea nil (Japanese morning glory)
Lineage: Eukaryota; Viridiplantae; Streptophyta; Magnoliopsida; Solanales; Convolvulaceae
Product: protein SIEVE ELEMENT OCCLUSION B-like
Exons: 3
Coding region: 178-1365 (395 amino acids)
Biological process (GO): phloem development
Source: RefSeq, a predicted model, not a curated record